AUGACGGCCAAAGAAAAUCAAAAGUCUUCAUGUUGUCUGGAUCGAUUCGCCCUGACUACUUUCUAUUUUUCUUCAUACUUAAUGAAUUGUAGAAGCUUUGAGGGACCUGAGUGGGUGUGGCUGACGGGAUACUACAUUCGAUCUCGUUUAAUUAUGUCCCAGCGUUUAGUCAAGCUUGACCUCACAAAUGAACCAAAAGUACCCCAGGCUAUUCGUGAAUCACAGGAGAUCUUAUUGAGAUUGAACAAUCACAUUCGUUACUCUCCGUGGCGAUCGCUGCCCGAGUUGACUCAGGUUAACGGAGAAUACUGUCACGCCAGUUGCCAUUCUCAGGCCUGGAGCAUUGGAACUGCAAUUGAAGCCGUCUAUGAUCUUCUCGAAACUAAUGCCCGUAGGAAGGGUUUAGAGUUUCCUCCAGCUUAA
This is a messenger RNA of Rodentolepis nana, 423 nucleotides long. The record is from the annotation of a GenBank genome assembly. NCBI's taxonomy places the organism in Eukaryota, Metazoa, Platyhelminthes, Cestoda, Cyclophyllidea, Hymenolepididae.